AUGUCCGAGCAAGACGUUGAUCCAAGCAAAUACAACAAACUGCGAAGUAUCUGCAAAUACUAUAUCGAUUCAUAUCUUGCAUUGUAUCAGCUAAAAACCCAAAAUGAAGAAGAAAUAAAGUCAAUUUACAAAAUGAUCAAAACAGAAUUAAUUGAUUCAAAGAAAUAUCUUCCAACAAAUGCUAUUAAAGACAUUUUAGAUAUCAUUCCAUAUAAUAAUCGCUAUACAAAGUCAUAUUUAUAUCUUGCCAAACUCAUAUCUGAUGAUUACCAUAUCACAGAGGUCAGCAGUGUUGCAGCUAUAUCAAACUUCCUGUUUUAUAAAGAAUAUGGAAUUCAAUUAGACAAAUCUGCUGAUUUCAACGAAAUUAAAUCUGAAAACACAGAUUUUCUUACAGAAGACACAAUUUACAAAGCUAUUAUGAAUAAUGACCUAGAAACAUUCAUCUCAUUCACUGAACGAAAAGGAUUUAAUAAAGACCAAUGUCUUAAAAGCCUAUUAUAUCCAGACUCUUACAAUGAAUAUUCAUUACUUGAAUUAUGUUGUUACUAUGGAGCAGUUGAUUGUUUCAAGUUAUUAAGAACGAAAUUUGACUCAUCUAUAACUCAAAAAUGUUUACGACUAUCAUUUUUAGGUGGAAAUCAAGAGAUCAUGAGUGAAUGUUUGAAAUAUAAGAAACCAGAUGAAUAUUGCAUGGAAUAUGCAAUUAUUUCACACAACAUUGAUUUUGUUACAUUCUUGAUGAAUGAAUACAAUUUAGAGAUCAAAUGA
Messenger RNA from Trichomonas vaginalis G3, 771 nucleotides. Its product is annotated as protein of unknown function (DUF3447). The transcript has a single exon. The record is from RefSeq and is a predicted model, not a curated record. Bases 1 to 771 code for a protein of 256 amino acids. Lineage: Eukaryota; Parabasalia; Trichomonadida; Trichomonadidae.